AUGUUAAAGAAAGAUUCCCUCCUCAUCGAUUUACGCCAAGACAAAGAUUCCGAGAUUUCGAGACUGCGAGCUGAGAAAGAUUCCGAGAUCAACCAGAAAGAUGCUGAAAUCUUGAAGUUACGUCAAGAUAAUGAUAACAAGGGCCAGGAGCAACUGGGGAAGAUUAAGGAAUUGCGAGAAUAUAUCUCCAGACUUGAGGGAUUGAAGGUUGAUGUCAGGGAAUUGAACAAGGAAAAGAAGGGUAUAAUUACGCAAAUCGACGAACUCAACAAUCUCGCACUCAAGGAGAAACAGCGAUUUACCGAUCUAUCCGGUGAACAUGAGAGUGACAUUUCGACUUUACGAGAACAAGAUAAAGAACUCGGGAACGCAAAGAAGGAGUUACGUAUCAAGGACAGAAGUGUUACAAAUAUGAGGGAGGAUUUUUUUGGCAAGGAUACAGAACUCAGAACAGCGAAGAAGGAUUUACAAAUACUGCGAACCAAUAUGAACACUUCGAUGACCACGAUUCGAGACACAGAGAAACAAUUGUCGGAUUCCAAGAAAGCUAGAGAUACAAUUACGGAGAAAUUUCAGAAGCAUAACAAACUUAUUGUGGCAAAUGGUUUGAGAUUUACGGAUAUGGGGAAAGAGUUGAAUACUUUCCGGGAGGAGAAGGAGAUUUGA
Messenger RNA from Sclerotinia borealis F-4128, 666 nucleotides. NCBI's taxonomy places the organism in Eukaryota, Fungi, Ascomycota, Leotiomycetes, Helotiales, Sclerotiniaceae. The record is from the annotation of a GenBank genome assembly.